Messenger RNA from Volvox carteri f. nagariensis, 2032 nucleotides. RefSeq lists its product as uncharacterized. The record is from RefSeq and is a predicted model, not a curated record. Gene Ontology annotation, cellular component: mitochondrion; glycerol-3-phosphate dehydrogenase (FAD) complex. The transcript is spliced from 15 exons. Gene Ontology annotation, biological process: glycerol-3-phosphate metabolic process. Bases 1 to 2031 code for a protein of 676 amino acids. Gene Ontology annotation, molecular function: glycerol-3-phosphate dehydrogenase (quinone) activity. NCBI's taxonomy places the organism in Eukaryota, Viridiplantae, Chlorophyta, Chlorophyceae, Chlamydomonadales, Volvocaceae.
AUGCCACUCCUCUUCCUCAAGUCCUACCUCCCCGUGGCCGCCGCUGCCGGCGCCUUCGCCGCAGUCGGCGGUGCCGGUUACCUUCUUAGCCAGCAGCACCAGCAGCCGCUAUGGGCCAGGGGGGGUCCUCAGCCCGACGAGGCGGAAGCAGUAGAGCUGCUUGAGCGGCCCCCUCCGCGACCCACACAGCUGGAGAGGCUGCGAGGCAGCACUCGGGACCGACCCUUCGAUGUGCUGAUCGUGGGCGGGGGAGCUACGGGGUCGGGAUGUGCUCUGGAUGCGGUGACAAGGGGGCUUCGUACGGCAUUGGUGGAGCGUGACGACUUUGGCUCCGGAACUAGCUCCAAAUCCACCAAAUUGGUUCACGGGGGGGUGCGCUACUUGGAGAAGGCUGUGUUCCAGGCCGACAUUCGCCAGCUCCGUCUCGUGUACGAGGCCCUUCACGAGCGCGCCACGAUGCUGGCCCUGGCGCCCAACUUGGCAGCCCCUAGAGCCAUUCUCACGCCUUGCUACAAGUGGUGGGAGGUGCCGUACUACUGGGCUGGGCUCAAGGCAUAUGAUUUGGUGGCGGGUCGCGCCAACCUCAUUUCCUCUCGCUACGUGCCGCCGGCUGAGGCCCUAGAUAUGGUGCCUACUUUGGCAACCUCGCAUUCGGAUGGCAGCACACUCAAAGGGGCGGUGCUGUACUACGACGGCUACUUUGAUGACGCCCGUUUCAAUGUGGCCCUGGCUUGUACUGCAGCCGCUGCGGGGGGUGUGGUGGCCAACUACGUGGACUGCAAACAGCUGAUAAAGAAUCAAGACGGCAAGGUGGUGGGGGCUGUCGUACAGGACCGUCUGGGUUCGGAGCCGCCCUUUGAGGUGUACGCCCGGGUGGUUCUCAACACCACUGGCUGCUUCGUGGAUGAGGUACGGCACCUUUCCCGGCCCGACGCCCUGCCCAUCAUCCAGCCCUCCUCCGGCGCCCACAUCACCCUGCCCGCCUUCUACGGAGGACAUACACGAAACGGAAUAAUCAUUCCUAAAACAAAGGACGGUCGCGUCGUGUUCAUGUUGCCCUUCCUGGACUCGGUGAUUGCCGGUACGACAGACUCGAAAUGCCACGUCACCCGCAACCCGGUGGCUACCCGGCAGGAGGUGGACUUCAUCCUGGGGGAGCUGCAGGACUACCUGGGUAUACAGGUCCGUCCCUCCGACGUGCUCUCCGUGUGGUCAGGCAUAAGGCCCCUGGCAGCCGACCCGCGAGCCAAGGACACACAAAACACAGUGCGCGAUCACGUUAUUGUGGAGGAGGGCGACGGACUGCUCACCGCCAGCGGCGGCAAGUGGACCACCUACCGGCUCAUGGCGCAGGAGGCGGUGGACGCCGUGGUGGCCACAGGCAGGAUGCCGACCAACGUGAAGGCAUGUCGUACAACCGGAAUACCGUUGCUGGGGGCUGGGCCCGAGUACAGCAAUACACUGGCGGCGCAGUUGGCUCAGGACUUCGGGCCCCUGGCGGCCCAUAUCGCCCCGGACGCGGCGGCUGCUUCCCUCACCCCCACCGCCCCCACCGCAUCCUUCAAGACAACCUCCGCCGCCGCCGCCGCCGCCACCCCGCCCCGGGUGGUUAUUGAUGCGCAAACUGCCGAGCACCUGGCGCAGGCGUACGGCACCCGUGCUGGUCGUGUGCUGCAGACCGCUCAGGAUCGCAAUUUGGGCGGGAAAUUGGCGGCGGGACAUCCGUUUUUGGAGGCUGAGGUGGUGUAUUGUGUACGUCACGAGUACUGCCAGACGCCGGAUGAUUUCCUGGCACGUCGUACACGACUGGCGUUUCUGGACGCCCGAGCGGCUCUGAGGGCCCUACCCCGGGUGGUGGAAUUGAUGGCCGCUGAGUUAGGGUGGGACUCGGCUCGUCGCGCCUCCAUGACCUCCUCCGCCUGGAGCUACCUCACUACCUACCUGCCACCUGCAGCAGCAGCUGCAGCAGCAACAGCAGCAGCAAGGGGGGGCCCGGGGGCUGGACAGCCCACGGCGGCACCCGCCAGCUGAG